Triticum turgidum subsp. durum (durum wheat) is the source of this 363-nucleotide messenger RNA. The record is from the annotation of a GenBank genome assembly. Lineage: Eukaryota; Viridiplantae; Streptophyta; Magnoliopsida; Poales; Poaceae.
AUGACUAGCCUCAUCAGCAAAGUGUCGGGCGCCGUGGCCGCCAGCGCGUGCAGCGUCUCGCGCGCCACACGCCGCCUCCUGCUGCGAGGACGGCGGUCCCGGCGGAGCAACGGGCACAAGAAGGAGCGACAGGCGGCUGCUGCGGCAACGGACGCUGUGUGCGAGGACGACAGCGGAGCUCUGUGGCGCCGGGAGAUACUGAUGGGGCAGCGGUGCGAGCCACUCAACUUCUCGGGUGCCAUCCACUACGACAGCCAGGGCCGGCCGAUCUGGCAGCCCCGCCGCAGGGACAUGGCGGCCAAGAUGCUCUGCCGACCUUCGAACGUCGUGGACGACGCCGUUGUCGCGUGUCCAAGAAAGUGA